Adineta steineri is the source of this 951-nucleotide messenger RNA. Lineage: Eukaryota; Metazoa; Rotifera; Eurotatoria; Adinetida; Adinetidae. The record is from the annotation of a GenBank genome assembly.
AUGACAUCCUCUGCCGAUGCUGAUUUUAGUGCUUACUAUGAUAGACUCCGUUAUAAUAUAUCUGUUAUAAGUGGUUUUACAUGCUUGGGUUUAGGCUUUGUGGGUAAUAUCAUGAGCUGUAUGGUGUUUGGUGAAAAAACAAUGCGACAAAAUCCAGGCUCUAUUUAUUUUAUUGCAUAUAGUGUUGUCAAUUUCCUUUCGUUAUUAUUUGGUUUACUCACAAAUAUGCUUUAUGAUUAUAACUUGGAUCCAUCAUCUUACAAUAUACCCUAUUGUAAGAUACACUAUUAUCUACAAAUUAUAUGUAUCGUGAUGGGCGAUUUCUAUCUUCUACUGAUUUCAAUCGAUCGAGUUCUUAUUACAUCGUCAAAAGCAACACUACGACAACGAAGCAACCAUCGUACGGCCUAUAGAUCUAUUGGUGGAGUAACACUUAUUAUGUUACUCUUCCAUAUUCACUUGUUUGUAGGUGUUGGCAUUUAUGAAAUAUAUCCGGGCUUUAAUUAUUGUUAUCUUCAGCCAGGUGGUUAUAGAAUCUUUGAUGCUAUUGCUAACAUUAUGCUCGAGAUUAUACCACUAAUUUUUUUGAGUAUAUUCGGCAUGUGGACAUGGAAAAAUCUUAGCCGAAUACGUGUUCAACCAGCAACUGUUGCUUUGACUGCGGCAAAUACUCAUCGAUCAAAAGAUCGUCAGUUAACUAUUAUAUUUCUUGCUGAAAUAGUUAUCUAUAUGUUUUUUAAUACUGGGACAUGUUUUUUUGGCAUAUACGAACAAAUAACACAAUAUCAAACAAAGAGCGUUCGGCAACAAGCAAUCGAAGAAUUCCUAAUAGGUUUCUUUUAUACUAUCACAUUUAUAGCUCCAUCAACCAGUUUCUAUCUAUAUUUGGCUGUAUCAAAAUCCUUUCGAAAAAAAGCACUUCAAGUAUUGUUUAAGCGAGGUCAACAUUGA